CUGGAAAGUGUUCUUCCUGGUUCAGGUGAAAGACUCCAUCUCUAUACAGGCUUAAGCAUGUCAUUAGAGGAAAAAAAUCAGCCCUCUUACAGUAAUGUGUCCAGGUAAAGUUUUGGAUGUGCUCCAAGGUAACAUGGUAACCUGGAGCAUAUAAAUAACUCCUCAUUUAACUGAACACAAAGCAGGAAGAUUCAGAGCACAGCAGCGUGAACACGGAGGCUACAGCCAUGGAACCUGAAAACCCAGGGAUUGCAUUAAUAAUGGCACCUAUUACACUGUGUCUGGCAAUCUGCUUGGCCACUGUGAUGAACAAGUUGAGGAAGAGACGGCUUUCUCAGGAACAGAAAUAUGAAGGCAGUCACCUUAAUCGCUCGGAACUUACCAUCGGUACCCUGGUUGUGGCAGCUCUGUUAAGUGGCAUACUGUACACACUCACAGGUGAGAAUGUGAAUAACAAAACAAAUAAACAUCUGCAUGUCAUCAGUUCUGCAUUUUGGCAAUGUUUGCUUUUCAAAUGCAAUCACAGCAUGAUUCUGUAUGUGCUUACACUAUGAUGUAUGAUUCGAUGUGUUUCUUUAUCCUACCACGAAGGGCACUGUCUGGUGUCAGUGGUGUCACUGUCAGUUACUCGCAACCAUGAAGACACACCUGUGUAGCAGCUGUGGACACUACAGAUUUCUGAAUGGGUCAAUACCUGCUCAUGAGAGAGGAUCUGGAGGUUACACUUGGAGAAGUUGAUCUCAGAGAAGAAGAUCCCCAUUCUCCCAUGGUUAUUACAAUAGGAGAGGAGGAGGUUUCUCCAUGUGUUGGUCGCCUGGAGGUGGUGGAUUCAGAAGCUGAGUUUGUGCAGUGGAAGAUAAAGUAUCAGACAGUGCUGCAUUCAGAAAAAGCGUUCACUGGUACGGCAUCUCUGACUCAAGAGAGAAUCCUGCAAGAGAACAUCUCUCUUGUGCUGAAGAACACUCACCAUGAACACCAGGGUCUUUACCUAUUCAUGAAGGAUGAAGACAUCAGACUUGCCACACACAUUAAUCUCACUUUGACAGAACCCCAUUCUCCCAGUACUGUGUUUGUUAAAGCGGGUGAGGAGGUGGAUCUGCUGUGUUUUGGCCGUGUGGACUGGUUUGGUACAGAAGCUGAGUUUGUGCAGUGGAAGAUGGAGGAUCAGAUGGUUUUGCAGUGGGAAAAAGGUUCUCAGAUUGUAGGUUCUCAGUUUAGAGGUAGAGUGUCGCUGCCCAAAGAGAAAAUCUACCAAAAUAACAUCUGUCUCGUGUUGAAGAACAUAAGCCAUGCUGACCAGGGCAGUUACGAGUGCUUAUUUGUGAAGGACCAAAUCAUCAGACUGGGCACACAGAUUAACCUCACUGUGACAGAUCACAUGACCCGGUUGGAGGCGGGGUUUGGUUCCUCUGUGCUCCUCUCCCUCCACACUGUAUCUCCAGUGAUUGUGAGCUUCCUGCCUGAUGGAGGGAACGGUUCUGUGCGAGUGUGUGAGGUGGAGAAAGAGCAGAUGAAGUGUGGAGCAGCUUAUUCACACCGUACUGAUCUACAGCAGCACUCCCUGGAGCUGAGGAAGCUCUCCAUGGAGGAUUCUGGAACGUUCUCAGUGAUGGAGAGAGAAACACAGCGCACUGUCAGAGUUCUCUUCAUACACGUGUUCCCUCCAUCUACAGAUACAGGUGUGUCCAGGGAUGCAGCAACAGCACUGAUAGUAAUAAUUAUAUUGUUUGUGCUGAUUUUUGUGGCCACUGUGGUGAUGGUGAUGAGGCGGUGAAAACAGAGACUGAGGAACAGGAAGAUGAAGUCCAUCACCUGAACAGAGAUAGCAGAGAUGUGCAGCAGCCUCAUGCAGCCAACACUUUAUGAUCAGUGACACUUUGUGAGUG
Colossoma macropomum (tambaqui) is the source of this 1886-nucleotide messenger RNA. RefSeq lists its product as uncharacterized. The record is from RefSeq and is a predicted model, not a curated record. Gene Ontology annotation, cellular component: external side of plasma membrane. The transcript is spliced from 8 exons. The coding region runs from base 683 to 1774 and encodes 363 amino acids. Lineage: Eukaryota; Metazoa; Chordata; Actinopteri; Characiformes; Serrasalmidae. Gene Ontology annotation, biological process: cell surface receptor signaling pathway; immune response; negative regulation of T cell proliferation.